AUACCGAUUUCGAAUACACACUACAUAUGUGCAUGUCGAGGCUCUCGCAUACCUAAUACACGCGACCUGACCGUAGUAAACAAUCCAAAAUCAGUCCAAGCAAACGCUUCCGAAAUGGCCACGGAGGAACACCAGCGCCUGGCCAGUAUCGUGAAGAGCUGCCACGAAAGCUUGCGACAACUGACGAAGGAACAUGGCGCCACGGUGGCCUGGCAGGAGCACACGAGUCCUAGGAAUGCCAAGCGACUAGCCGAGUACGCCAAGGCCAUGCGGCAACUGGCGGCCAUAUGGGAGACCAACGAUGACAACGUGGAGCUACAGGCACGCAGUCGCAUCAAGUGGGCCAUCGACUACAUCACCAAGUACUUUUUCACCGAGGGUAUCUACAUGCAAAAGCGACAGCGGGAACAGCGACUCCUGGAAUCUUACAGAGCCGAAGGAAAGCUGGACGAGGUCGAGUGCAGGAUGAUGGAGGAGCCGCCGGACAGACUGCAUGUGCUGGAUGUGGGCAGCUGCUUCAACCCGUUCGCCAGUGCCCCGCAUCUCGAGGUCACUGCUCUGGAUCUGUGUCCCGCCACUGAAGAUGUUCUUCAGGCAGAUUUCCUCAAGGUCGAGGUGGUGCCUGGAAUAGAUAAACCAGAACUGGAGGCGGGCAGCGUGAGGAGGCUCCCAGCAAACCACUACGAGUGCGUCAUCUUCAGCCUGUUACUAGAGUACAUGCCCAGCGCCGAGCAACGGCUAGAGUGUUGCCGCAAGGCCUACGAUCUUCUCCUGCCCGAGGGCAUCCUCGUGCUCAUCACACCCGACUCGCAGCACGUGGGCAAGAACGCCCACCUCAUGAAGAACUGGCGCUACUCCCUGGCCCGGCUUGGACUGCUGCGGGUGCGCUUCGAGAAGCUGCCACACAUUUCGUGCAUGGUUUUCCGCAAGGCCAUCAGCCGGGAACUCUCCCAGCACUGGGCGAGCAUUCACCGGGAGGAGGGCAUGAGCGAGGAAAUCCGGAUACCGCAGGACGAUGGCUAGAUAAGAUACAGGCCUCAUAAAUCGAUGUAAAUAUGUUCAUGUCUACUUAUUUAUGGCUUAACUUAUCUGUGUUAAGUGCGAGUUAAUAAUAAUGGUUGACGAUUUAUCUACUA
Molecule: messenger RNA, 1136 nt
Organism: Drosophila rhopaloa
Lineage: Eukaryota; Metazoa; Arthropoda; Insecta; Diptera; Drosophilidae
Gene: Samtor
Product: S-adenosylmethionine sensor upstream of mTORC1
Exons: 1
Coding region: 115-1023 (302 amino acids)
Biological process (GO): negative regulation of TORC1 signaling
Source: RefSeq, a predicted model, not a curated record